Molecule: messenger RNA, 1884 nt
Organism: Penicillium nucicola
Lineage: Eukaryota; Fungi; Ascomycota; Eurotiomycetes; Eurotiales; Aspergillaceae
Exons: 3
Coding region: 1-1884 (627 amino acids)
Source: RefSeq, a predicted model, not a curated record
AUGCUGCACUUCAGCGUCUUACUGGUAUGGCUAUGCCAGACUGUGCUGGCACAGUACUCCAGUGAUGACCUCUUCUCUUUCGUUACGCUCCCCGACGUAAGGGCAGUGAAAUUCAACAUCCAUUACCACAAUCGCGAGCGCGUCAGUCCUGGGUACUGGUUUGUUUCGCCAUACCUACAUAUCGACCCCGACCCACCGACCAGCUUGUACGAACAAUACCAGAUCGGUCCACACAUCUACGAUGACGAAGGACGCCUCGUCUGGACAGGCUCGCAACAGUUUGACAAUCGCAAUGUCUUCGAUUUCAAGGUCACAAACAGUCUUGGCUCCGACCCACACCUCUCCAUGGUGUUGCAACACUCGUGGGAUGGAGGAGAGGACUCUGGGUUUGGAAUUGUUUUGAAGAACGACUAUGAGCAGGACCGGAAGCUUCCUCUGCGACGCGACCUGGGAAUUUUCGACAUCCACGAGUUCAACAUUCGCCCCGAUGGCAAGACCGCACUGGUCUCCAUCUACCUCUCCCACGAAAUCACCCUCGAGGAGUACGGCCGCCCCGGUGAGCCUACCUGGCUCGAGAGCGGUGGAUUUGCGGAGCUCGACAUGAACACGGCAGAGGUGAUCCAGUGGUGGGAUUCUUUCAAUCGGAUUCCUCUCUUGGAGAGUGUGCAUUACAGCCCGACCGCCCCAGCGGAAGCACACCCCGGUUGGGACUAUGUGCACAUCAACUCGGUUGAUAAGAACGAGGCGGGUGAUUACUUGAUCUCGGCGCGAUUCACCAACACCAUAUAUAUGAUAUCUGGCAUCAAUGGAGACAUUAUGUGGCGACUGGGUGGAGCGCAUACUAAUUUCCAGCAAGACUUUGUCUUCUCCAAGCAGCAUGACGCGAAAUUUGUGGAGUCAAAUGGGACACACCAUAUCAUUUCCUUCUUGAACAACGCCUCCGAUGAGGAAUUCAACGAGGAGAACAUGUCCGCGUCUAUGUUUGUGGAAUUGGACACCGGCGCGAACCCAAUGACCGCACGUGUGAUUCGACGCUACAACCGCCCCGAUCAGGAACUCUCUCGACUGCGUGGAAACACUCAAUUGCUCCCGAAUGGCAACGUCUUCACCUGCUGGAGCAAGGGAGGCUACAUCUCGGAGCACGCUGACGACGGAGAGCUCCUAUUCACAGCCAACUUCACUUCUUCCCGCUACUCGAGCUACCGAGGAUACAAGUUUGAAUUCACUGGUCGCCCCAACACCCCGCCAGAUAUGGUGGCCGCGGUGUCUGGCACCGACGAGACCAACAUGGUAACCUCGUUCUGGGUCAGCUGGAAUGGAGCUACAGAUGUCGCGACAUGGGAAUUCUAUGCACAAGCAUCAGAAUUCCACGUCCCCGUGCUUAUCGGAUCCACUCCCAAAGUCGACUUUGAGACCAUGUUCGUCGCCGCAGGGUACCUCGACUGGGUCUCGGCCGUGGCUGUCGAUGUCAACGGCACGGUCCUCGGGAAGUCUGAGGUCCAUCGCACCAAGUACCCGAGCUGGAACUCCGUCGGAUACAAGGGAAAAUCAAGUCCACCCCGCCCCAACGAUCCCUCAAUCCUCUACCAAGCAAGCGACAAGAUCGGCGGCGACAAUGCCAUGGACGAGGCAGGCCGUACAUCCUCCGAUGCCAUGGACACCCAAACCCAAAAGACCAUCCAAGUCCUCAACCACUCUUACGAGGCCAUCCGCAACAUCGGUGGUCUGUUUGCGUUUAUUCUGCUUCUUUGCUUGUUCUGCGGGGUUCUGGCUAGCUACCUGGUCAUUCGUGGCUGGCGGGUCCGACUUUACCAGCGUCUCAAGAUGGAAGAUGGAUACGCCGAGGAGCAAGCGCAUUUGCGGUCUAUCCAUCAUGAAGAUUGA